Messenger RNA from Sciurus carolinensis (gray squirrel), 3398 nucleotides. It is a transcript of the gene Sack1g, whose product is annotated as family with sequence similarity 83 member G. Gene Ontology annotation, cellular component: nucleus; cytosol. Bases 434 to 2890 code for a protein of 818 amino acids. The record is from RefSeq and is a predicted model, not a curated record. NCBI's taxonomy places the organism in Eukaryota, Metazoa, Chordata, Mammalia, Rodentia, Sciuridae. The transcript is spliced from 6 exons. Gene Ontology annotation, biological process: BMP signaling pathway.
CCGCGAUCCCGGGUCCGCGGGUCGUCGCGCCUGCUAGUCGCGCUCCCGGGGCUCCUGGACCCUUCUCCGAGUCCCGGGCCUCCUCCGGGAAGGCCUCUCGGGUUUGCCGGCGCUCGGGGAUCGAAGACCCCUCCCUUCCCGGAAGCCCUGGGAACGCGGGGAGCCGCAACGCGGCGCCCAGUUGGCUCAGUUUCUUGCCUCCUACUCUUGCAAACUUGUUGGAAGUUCCCUGACUGCGCUGGUGUUCUCCGAAGUUGCUUGGGACUUCAGGCAGCUCGGGGAAUCUGGGAUGAGCCUUAUGGGCAGAGGAGCCAAGGCCUCUGGGAGGCCCCAGAGCUCGCUUUGCCCCAGCGGGGGCCGGAGUUAGGAUCCCGACUUUGCAGAGCGGUGUCACACAUCCACCCCCAGCCGAAGUGCUGGGGCAGGUGACAGCAUGGCCUUCUCCCAGGUGCAGUGUUUGGACGACAGCCAUGUCAACUGGCGCUCCAGCGAGUCCAAGCCGGAGUUCUUUUAUAGUGAGGAACAGCGGCUGGCACUGGAGGCUCUGGUGGCCCGUGGCCCCGAAGCUUUCUACGAGGUGCUAAAGCGGGAGAACAUCCGAGACUUCCUCUCCGAGCUGGAACUCAAGCGCAUCUUGGAGACUAUUGAGGUGUACAACCCGGGCUCUGAGGAUCUUCGGGGUACCAGCAACCCCCAGGGGCCCCAGGUCAACGGGGUGGGUGAUGGAGAGGAAACCAGUGGGGCAGAUGGGACCCCCACAGAGGCUGAGCCGCUGCCGCUGCCCUCGCUGGAGUACUGGCCCCAGAAGUCUGACCGCUCCAUCCCACAGCUGGACCUAGGCUGGCCCGAUACCAUCGCCUACCGUGGAGUGACCAGGGCCAGUGUCUAUAUGCAGCCCCCCAUAGACGGGCAGGCCCACAUCAAAGAGGUGGUGCGCAAGAUGAUCAGCCAGGCCCAGAAGGUGAUAGCCGUGGUCAUGGACAUGUUUACUGAUGUGGACAUCUUCAAAGACCUGCUGGAUGCUGGCUUCAAGAGGAAGGUGGCCGUGUACAUCAUUGUGGAUGAGAGCAACGUCAAGUACUUCCUGCACAUGUGUGAGCGGGCCCGCAUGCACCUGGGACACCUCAAGAAUCUUAGGGUACGCAGCAGUGGAGGAACUGAGUUCUUCACACGGUCAGCCACCAAGUUCAAGGGUGCCCUGGCCCAGAAGUUCAUGUUCGUGGAUGGAGACCGGGCUGUGUGUGGUUCCUACAGUUUCACGUGGUCAGCUGCAAGGACAGACCGGAACGUGAUCUCUGUGCUGUCUGGCCAGGUGGUGGAAAUGUUUGACCGGCAGUUCCAGGAACUGUACCUCAUGUCUCAGGGUGUCAGCCUCAAGGACAUCCCCAUGGAGAAGGAGCCGGAGCCAGAACCCAUUGUGCUGCCCUCUGUGGUCCCUCUGGUACCCACGGGCACCGUGGCCAAGAAACUUGUCAACCCCAAGUAUGCGCUGGUCAAGGCCAAGAGCGUUGAUGAGAUUGCAAAGACCUCCUCUGAGAAACAGGAGCCCAAGAGGCCUCCAGGGCUGCAGGGCCCCAUGUUGGCUGAAAGGCGGGGGGAUCUCCCUGAGCUGCCGCCACCUGUCCACCCAGGACUGCUCAACCUGGAGAAGGCCAAUAUGUUUGAAUACCUGCCUACGUGGGUAGAGCCCGACCCAGAGCCUGGCAGUGACAUCCUGGGCUACAUCAACAUUAUAGACCCCAAUAUCUGGAACCCCCAGCCCAGUCAGAUGAACCGCAUCAAGAUCCGUGACACAUCCCAUGCCAGUGCCCAGCACCAGCUGUGGAAGCAGAGCCAGGAAGGCCGCCCCUCCCCAGAGCCCUGCCCACCCCCAGGGUCCAGUGACCCCCACGAUGGGGUCCCAGCUGAGAAUGGCCUCCCCAGGGGAGACUCUGAGCCUCAGCUCCCUGUGCCCAAGCCCCGGACAGUCCCCGUGGCAGACCUGCUUGCCCAGGAUGGCGGUGAUGUGGACUGGGUUCUGGAGACCCCAAAAGAGGAGACACCUCCAAAUGGAACAGACCUCAGGCUACCCAGGGUGGUGGACCCAAGCCAUACCCCACUCCAGCGGCAGCUGUCUGUGACCCAGGAUGACCCUGAUGGCAUGGGAGCAGGGUUCCCCAAUGGGCUGGAUGGUGGGGAGGAAGAGGAAGAUGAUGAUGACUACGUGACCCUCAGUGACCAGGACAGCCUCUCAGGUAGCUCCGGCCACAGCCCUGGGCUCCGACGACCCUCUGUGGCCUCUUCUGUGUCAGAUGAAUACUUUGAGGUGAGGGAGCGCUCAGCCCCUCUUCAAAGGCGCCACUCAGAGCAGAUGGCCAAUGGACCAACCCAACCACCCCGUCGGCAACUGAGUGUACCUCAGAUAACCCGAGUGACCUUUAGGCCCCUGGGUGGCUCCCCAUGGGCACAAGGCCGGGGGAGAGAAGAGGCAGAUGCAUCAAGGAAGAUGCAGGCCCUGCGCUCUGCAGACAAGGAGGCACAGGGCCAGCAGUUCCACCGUGAUGGCCCUGUCUCAAGGACUCCAGGAGGUCCCCGGUACCGCACUGCUGCUGAUGGCACCCAGAACUCUCCUAGGAAAGCGAGCCUGGUCACGGCAGGCCCCCAUCACUGGCAGCCCAAGGGCAGCCCAAUAUCCUGCAUGCUACCAAAUCCCAGGAGCCCUAGGCCACCACGAAACACCCGCAUCCUGACUGAUAGCAGAGCCACCGAGGAGCAUCCGAGUCCCUUGGGAAUCCCGUACUCCAAACUGUCCCAGUCAAAGCACCUAAAAGCCAGGUCAGGGGGCAGCCAGUGGGCUCCAUCUGAUUCUAAGCGAAGGGCCCAGGCACCUCGGGACCAUAAGGACCCCUAGCAGCCCAGUUCGGGCUGGACCCACCAGAGCCCACGCUGGAAGGCCCACACUGGCACUUGCCUGGUCGGUGCACCAGUACCAGGUGGCCAUGAUGGUCAGGCCGAAGGUCAUCCCCGUCCAUGGGAGGUCCCCUGUGUAAGGGUCCCGGAACAUGUGCAUGGCAUCCGCACGUGGCAGGUGGCAGGUGGUGUUGGCGAUGGUCCUGGAGGGGAUGGCCCGGGCAUAUGCUGCCUCCAGCUGCCCAAAACCACCAAUCUGGUUGAAAGCUGGAAGGGUUGAGCAGGACAGGGACAGUUUGGUUAGGUGUCCCUGACUCCCCAGCUCCCACUGUGUUCCUUCAUCUCACAAAUAACUUCCUAACGCAUCAAACUGGAGUUUUUUCUACCUUGCCUUUCCUGGCAUUUGGGAAGGUGUGGCAGGUAGAGGGUUUAAAAAAAAAAAGGUGAAUUUAAAUAACUAUUUUAUUUGUAUUUAAGAUAAUACUAUUAAAUGAGCAUUUUGCACGUGG